Molecule: messenger RNA, 1359 nt
Organism: Rhizoctonia solani
Lineage: Eukaryota; Fungi; Basidiomycota; Agaricomycetes; Cantharellales; Ceratobasidiaceae
Product: alpha-1,3-mannosyltransferase CMT1
Exons: 6
Coding region: 1-1359 (452 amino acids)
Source: RefSeq, a predicted model, not a curated record
AUGCUGCCCCUCCCUGCGUACGCAUCCUCCACGCUCAAGCGACGAUGGCGGAUCUCAUACUUGCACCUGAUAUCCGCUACAGUGAUCCUCGGACUCUCUGCGUAUACACUCUUACUCUUCUACUCACGGACUCCGACCUAUCUCCAAAAAGAGGUCCAACACCUCCGAAAUAUCCCCAACGACUUUUCUCAACUAUCCAGUCGUAAAGGCGGCGUAAUCGACGAAGAUGUUUUGAAAGAGACCAUGGCCGUUGUCAACAAUCUCCGUGUCGAAUUUAAUCGCCAAGAGCGGGAGAAAGAGGCUGGACAGGGAUGGACACAUUGGUUCUUGUCUCCCUUUUCGAUUACGCGAGAUGCCUUGGUGGUCUCGAGUACGCACGCGUAUCCGUCAUGCCCGACUCGGCUUGACGAGCGUUACACGUCUGCGUUGUACUCCAAGCGGACGUUUAUCGCGAUCAACUUGUUGCAAAAUGAAGAGUUGAUGCCGACGUUAACAAGGGAGUUGGUCGCUCUCAUUCGAGUGUUGGGACCGGACCGGGUUUUCGUAUCGAUAUAUGAAAACGCGAGCAUGGACUUGACAGUUAUGCACCUGAGGUUGCUAUGCAAAGUAUUAGACGCCCUCGGAACCCCAUACAAAGUGAUCGCCAAAGGCCUCAUGGAGCCUCAGCAAAAAGAACACGGUCACCGAAUCUCGCGGCUUUCAUCAGUGCGAAAUGCGGCCAUGGAGCCGCUCCAGGAUUUAGACCCACUGGAAUUCGAUAAUGUACUUUGGCUGAACGACAUCUUCCACUGCCACACAGACGUACUCGAAUUGCUUUUGCAAAAGCAAAAACAGGGUGCCGUUCAAGCUUGUGGGUUGGACUUUGGACCUAAGGGAUUGAUUUACGAUCGUUGGGUGCUGCGAAAUAUGAGAGGACGGCCGUUUUACAAUUACUCGGACAUUGUCGACUUUUUCUCAAGUGACAUCACAUACAAAACUCGUCCAAUGGUCCUUCCGUUAGCAGAAGACAGUGAAGACAAGUCUGCGCUUGAAAGGGGCAACCCGUUCCAGGUGUUUUCGUGCUGGAAUGGCGUUACAGCGCUUUCAGCAUCCGUGUUUGCUCCCCCAUUGUCUCUCCGUUUCCGUACGGCACUGAAUGAUCGGAAUUCUACAGACGGGGUAACAGACAAAGCGAGCGAGUGUUACUUGAGCAGCGUGGACUUGUGGAAAGCCGGGAUGGGAAAAAUAAUGGUUGUUCCUCGAGUCAGGCAAACAACGCCGCAGAUCAAGUGGCAGACAACGCCUCCAGACACUGUAUACAUGAACAAUUUUGCGGUCUGGUAUCUUCCAGAGACCCCCGAACCGUGGGACGAGGCGUGA